Molecule: messenger RNA, 2437 nt
Organism: Danio aesculapii
Lineage: Eukaryota; Metazoa; Chordata; Actinopteri; Cypriniformes; Danionidae
Gene: rbm39a
Product: RNA binding motif protein 39a
Exons: 17
Coding region: 379-1905 (508 amino acids)
Biological process (GO): mRNA processing
Cellular component (GO): nucleus
Molecular function (GO): RNA binding
Source: RefSeq, a predicted model, not a curated record
ACGAGACGUGCACGCGCAGGGAUUGUUUGCCGCCAGUCAGCUCGUCGUUCAUAACCGCUACGCACGCAUUGUGACUAGUAUUAAUUGAAACCACAAAGUUUUGGCUUAAUAUAAUUGUGUUUUUUAGGUUUGCGUGGAUUCGAAUUAAUCGACCAGGGUUGCAACUGUAGCUGAAACGGACCGUAGAUCCGGGAUUUACCGCUCGUUUGUGGAGCCACGAUUGUGACGCUCUGUAGGCCGCAUUGUAACGUUUUAAGAUCAACAACAACAACAUGGCCGAUGAUUUGGACAUUGAAGCAAUGCUCGAGGCUCCAUAUAAAAAGACUUGCCUAUAUCUCACCUCUACUCCCAUGAAUUCCAGUGUGAACUGUCAAAAAAAUGAAGGAUGACAACAAGUCCUUAAGUACCAAUGGCCACGAGGAGCGGAGCAAGAAGAAAAAGAGGAGCAAAAGUCGCAGCCGGAGCCGGGACAAGAAGAGAAGCAAGAGUCGCGAGCGCAAGAAGAGUCAUGACCAUAGGAGGAGCCGCAGCAGAGACAGGAAGCGCAGCCGCAGCAAAGAGAGACGCCGCAGUCGUUCCAGGAGCAGGGAGCGCGGCGGUCGCUACAAAGCUCCAUUUUCUGGCCUGAAAUUUAACGGUGGUCCCAGGGGGAAGACUGGCCCACCACCCGCCAUCAAACUAAGCCGAAGAAGGUCCAGAAGUCGAAGUCCUUUCAAGAAAGAUAGAAGCCCUGUAAGACAGCCAAUUGAUAAUCUCACCCCUGAGGAAAGAGAUGCACGCACAGUGUUCUGUAUGCAGCUGGCAGCCAGAAUCCGGCCACGAGACCUGGAAGAAUUCUUUUCUGCAGUUGGAAAAGUACGAGAUGUGCGAAUCAUCUCUGAUCGAAACUCCAGAAGAUCCAAAGGAAUUGCUUACAUUGAGUUUGUGGAUUCUACAUCUGUACCCCUGGCAAUUGGCCUAUCUGGACAAAGGCUUCUUGGAGUACCAAUCAUUGUCCAGGCUUCACAGGCUGAGAAGAACAGAGCAGCUGCAUUGGCCAAUAACUUACAGAAGGGCAGCGCUGGACCCAUGAGACUGUAUGUUGGCUCGUUGCAUUUCAACAUCACAGAAGACAUGCUCCGAGGCAUUUUUGAACCAUUUGGAAGGAUUGAUAGUAUCCAACUGAUGAUGGACAGUGAAACAGGACGAUCUAAAGGAUAUGGCUUUAUCACAUUUUCUGAUGCUGAAUGUGCAAAGAAGGCACUGGAACAGCUUAACGGCUUUGAGUUGGCUGGUAGACCGAUGAAAGUGGGACAUGUGACGGAGCGCACAGAUGCCUCCACCGCCAGCUCCUUCCUGGACAACGAUGAGCUAGAAAGAACCGGGAUUGAUCUGGGGACUACUGGAAGACUUCAACUCAUGGCCAGAUUGGCUGAGGGAACUGGUCUGCAGAUCCCACCCGCUGCACAACAGGCCCUUCAGAUGAGUGGCUCCAUGGUUGCCAUGGCUGCAGCUACUGCUGCUAUGAACCCUGGGUUGAGUUUUAACAUCAAUGUGCCCACAAACCAAGCCUUGAAUCUACCAUCGCAACCUAUCGCGACACACUGUUUCCAGCUGUCUAACAUGUUCAAUCCAAACUCAGAAAAUGAUCAUGGUUGGGAAAUCGAAAUUCAGGAUGAUGUCAUUGAAGAGUGCAACAAACAUGGUGGAGUCAUACACAUAUAUGUGGACAAGAAAUCCGCUGAAGGUAAUGUCUAUGUGAAGUGUCCCACCAUUCCCGCUGCCAUGGCUGCAGUCAGUGCGCUACAUGGACGUUGGUUUGGAGGUAAAAUGAUCACAGCAGCUUAUGUCCCGCUUCCUACAUACCACAACCUUUUCCCAGAGUCAGUACAGGCCACACAGCUUCUAAUUCCCAGUCGUCGGUGAUCAAUUACCCCUGGACAACUCCACUUUUUCAGCCUUGCUCUUUUUAACUUUUGGACAAUAAUAAUAGUUCUGCAAGUUGUGGCACAGGUGCGUUAAGGUAAAGUUUCACUUGCAUACUGUCCUUACAGGUCAUGGACAAGUUCUGUGGUUGAAAAAAAUCCCAUGUACAGCCUACUUUAUUGAAUUUUGCUUCUUGAUCUUUUAUUGUUGGUACAUAUUUGUUUUUCCCUUCCACAUAUAUUGUCUCUGUGAAAGAUCUGAUUGGUAUGUUUUAUCACUCCGAGUAGUGUAUAAUAAUGCCAGAAACGCAGUAUAAGUAAGUCUUGGAUUUAAACUUUUCAAUUUUGAUCAAAUGUCAACAUAUUCAAUUUUUUGGCUCUAUGAGCUUUGGGAACUAAAUGGCUGACAAAAAUCUUUUGUUCAUUUAGAGACCAUAAGGUUUAGAAGCGUUUUGUUUUUCUAAUCAAGAUUUUGAUUUUUGUUAAGUUCUUGAUGAAAAGUUCAUUUCAAAUAAAGCAGAGAUAACUGAAAA